AUGGGCCGUCGGCUCAUCCGUGGCCUUUCUGGAGCUGCUGUCUUCCUUGCCAGCGUGGCUGUCCUCUCCGUGCGGCACCGUGGGGCUCAGGAAAUGGCUAGGUACCCAGGGCCCGGGGAGCGGGGAGGGGGCAAGCCAGAGAGGCAAAGCAAAGUGGGCCCAGAGGGUGCCCCGGGAGGCGGUGGCAGGGGUCAGAAGGAUCUGCAAGUUCAUCCUCUGGAGGGGUACCGGGCUGAGGGAAGCCUGACCCUUGCGGACAUUUUCAUUGCUGUGAAGACAACCAAGAGAUUUCACCGGAGCAGGAUGGAGCUGCUCCUGGACACGUGGAUAUCCCGAGCAACAGAGCAGACCUACGUCUUCACCGAUGAAGAAGACGAUGCCCUGAAAAGGAGAAUGGGCAACCAUGUGGUCUUCACCAACUGCUCUGCAGAACACAGCCACCUGGCCCUCUCCUGCAAGAUGGCUGCUGAGUUUGAUGCCUUCUGGGCCAGUGGCCGGAGCUGGUUUUGCCAUUUGGAUGACGACAACUACCUGAACCCUCAGGCCCUCCUGAAGCUCUUGUCAUCCUAUUCUGCGACGUGGGACAUUUACCUGGGGAAACCCAGCCUGAACCGACCCAUCCGGGCCUCUGAAACGCUGCCAAACAACCAGACGAAAUCUGUGAGCUUCUGGUUUGCCACAGGAGGGGCUGGGUUCUGCAUCAGCCACAAGCUGGCAAGCAAGAUGGUGCCAUGGGCCAGUGGUAGGAACUUCCUGAGCACUUCAGAGCUCAUCCGCCUGCCAGAUGACUGCACCGUGGGUUACAUCAUUGAGUGCAAAGUUGGUGGGAAGCUGCUGCCCAACAUGCUCUUCCAUUCCCACCUGGAGAACCUGCAGCUCAUCCCCCCCUCUCGGCUCACUCAGCAGGUCACCCUCAGCUAUGGUGUCUUUGAGAACAAGCUCAAUGUUAUUGAACUCAGUGGCCCCUUCUCACCCCAAGAGGACCCCUCAAGGUUUCGAUCGCUCCACUGCCAUCUCUAUCCUGACACCUCCUGGUGCCUGCAGGCUGUUGGCUGGUGA
This is a messenger RNA of Apus apus (common swift), 1059 nucleotides long. It is a transcript of the gene MFNG, whose product is annotated as MFNG O-fucosylpeptide 3-beta-N-acetylglucosaminyltransferase. The transcript is spliced from 8 exons. Gene Ontology annotation, molecular function: O-fucosylpeptide 3-beta-N-acetylglucosaminyltransferase activity. Gene Ontology annotation, cellular component: membrane. The record is from RefSeq and is a predicted model, not a curated record. NCBI's taxonomy places the organism in Eukaryota, Metazoa, Chordata, Aves, Apodiformes, Apodidae. Gene Ontology annotation, biological process: regulation of Notch signaling pathway. The coding region runs from base 1 to 1059 and encodes 352 amino acids.